AUGGGUUGUUUCAGCAACUGUUUUAAUCUUUCACACAUCACACUUCCACCAAAUGUCAAAGAGAUCGGAUCUAACUGCUUCGAGAACACUAACAUCACAACUUUCACAGUUCCAAAUUUCACCGAGUACAUGUCAGACUACGCCUUCAAAGGAUGCACAAAUCUCGUCAAGUUCACAAUUCCACAAGAUUGCUCUCUUCGAAACAUCGGCAACUUGUUCUUCGACGGAUGUUCAUCUCUGUCUGUCAUCGAAUGUCCACGAAGUGACUACUUCUCAGUCGAUGUCGGUGCUCUUUACAACAAAUCAGAGACAGUUCUCUUCUGCUUCCCUCCAGCGUCUGAGAUCAAGUUCUUCAAUCUUCCACAGACACUUCGCACUAUAUCAACAGGCGCGUUCAUCGGAUGCAGAAAUCUGAUCAGCAUCUCUAUCCCAGACGACUCCGUUCGGACCAUCGAACAAUAUGCGUUCGCGAACUGCUCAUCACUGACAUCGAUCAACAUCCCUAAGUGCAUCGAGAACGUCGAAAGUUCAAUCUUCUUCGGAUGUGAUCAUCUGAGAUGUGGUGUCAUCAUAGAGAACAGGUCAAUUUCAUUCAUUCGGAAAAUCAUAUCGGAGUGUCUUCUUAACCCGAAAGCGAUAUACUCAUGUGAUUUCCUUACAUGUCAAUGCAGAAUCAUCAACACUGAAAUCACAUCAUCACUUCUCUAUGCAUUCGCUAUUAUUCUAGAUGUGGGACUAUUCUAA
Molecule: messenger RNA, 744 nt
Organism: Trichomonas vaginalis G3
Lineage: Eukaryota; Parabasalia; Trichomonadida; Trichomonadidae
Product: ribonuclease inhibitor domain-containing protein
Exons: 1
Coding region: 1-744 (247 amino acids)
Source: RefSeq, a predicted model, not a curated record